UGGAAAAUGAGAUGGUAUUUUUUGCUGGGUAAAGUUGUGGGAUCCUAAGCAAAUGACGUGGCAUCAAUGCACAGAAAGUCUACUUCUCUUUCACACUACAUAGCCGCUGGCUCCUAAACGGCGUCGUAGCUACCGUCGCCGCCACCUCCUAUUUCCUGCCGAUUUCCGCUUCAACCCAAUUCUCAGCCAAAACUCGAACACUUUCUCUCUCUAGGGUUUCUCCAAUCAUGGAUCAAUCUUUCCUCCUGAUGUUAUCAAACCUCCUCCACCUCCACAAUUACCUAGACCCCACCACCUCCCCCCUCCUCUCCUCCACCGCCCUCUCAUCCUCCGCCGCCGAUGCCACCUCCACAUCCGCCGCGCCGCUCCUCUUCUUCACCCUCGCCUCCGUCCUCUCCUACCUCGCCUCCCACCCCCCGUCCAAAAAGAAGCCCAAGACCUCCUCCGCCUCUCCCUCCUCCGCCGCCGCGAAACCCCCCUCCGAAUUCUCCGUCGCCGCCUUCCGUGCCCUCUCCACCGAACACAUCUGGGCAAUGGAGGCCCCCCUCCGCGAUGCCCAAUGGCGAUCCCUUUACGGCUUGUCCUACCCCGUCUUCACCACCGUCGUCGAGAAACUUAAACCCUACAUCACCCAAUCCCAGCUCUCCCUGCCCUCUGAUUACGCCGUCGCCAUGGUCCUCUCCCGCCUCGCCCACGGCCUCAGCCUCAAAACCCUAGCCUCCCGAUACGCCCUCGAACCCUACCUAAUUUCCAAAAUCACAAACAUGGUCACCCGCCUUCUCGCCACCAAGCUCUAUCCGGAAUUCAUCAAAAUCCCCGUGGCUCGCCGCCGCCUGGUCGAGACGACCCAGGGGUUUCAGGAGCUGACGCCGCUGCCAAAUGUCUGCGGGGCCAUUGAUACAACCCCCGUCAAGCUCCACAAACUCAGCCCCGAUGUGAUCAACGGUUCCAUGUAUUAUUGCAAAUACGGAUUCCCUUCAGUUCUGCUGCAGGUUGUCGCCGAUCACAAGAAGAUAUUCUGGGAUGUCUGCGUGAAAGCCCCCGGAGGCUACGACGAUGCCGAUCAUUUUAGGGAUAGUUUGCUGUAUAACAAGCUGAUUUCAGGCGACAUUGUUUGGGAUAAGGCGGUUAGUGUCAAGGGGCAGCCCGUGAGGCCGUAUAUAGUCGGGGACUGGAGCUUCCCGCUGCUCUCUUUCCUGCUGACGCCCUUCAGCUACAACAGGACGGGCAGCCCAGCCCAGAACGCGUUUGACGAGGCCUUGCUGAAAGGGCGGAAGGCUGUGGAGGGGGCGAUUGGGUUGCUGAAGGGGAGGUGGAAGAUUAUGCAGGACUUGAAUGUGGGAUUGAAUCACGCGCCUCAAACAAUUGUUGCUUGCUGUGUGUUGCAUAAUCUGUGUCAGGUUGCGAGGGAGCCUGAGCCGGAGCUGUGGAAGGAGCCGGAGGAGAGUGGGCAGCCACCGAGGUUGCUGGAGAACGAGAAGCCAUGCUAUUACUAUGGGGAGAACUUGAGGCAGCUUUUGGCCGAUGAUCUGUAUCAACGACUCUCAUCAAGAUGAGGGAAAAUUGUUAGGCGGUAAAUGUAAGAUUACCUGUCGUUCGAUGUAUUACUAACACAGCUUAGCUUGACAUUGUGCCUUUUUUUUCUUUUUUCUUUUUCCUGUUAUAUCCUAUAGUUCAUAAGAUGAAAUAGUCUGAUUUUAGUCCCAAAUUUACAUUGGAGGAUAUGAAUGCAUUAGGGAAUGUCUCUCUUGUAAGUUGUUGCUUAUAAUGUGUUAUUGCUUAACUGUGGUGCAGAAUGAAUUAGUACUUUUUUGGAUAGCCUUUUCAA
Molecule: messenger RNA, 1828 nt
Organism: Salvia miltiorrhiza (redroot sage)
Lineage: Eukaryota; Viridiplantae; Streptophyta; Magnoliopsida; Lamiales; Lamiaceae
Product: protein ALP1-like
Exons: 1
Coding region: 228-1556 (442 amino acids)
Source: RefSeq, a predicted model, not a curated record